Perognathus longimembris pacificus (Pacific pocket mouse) is the source of this 880-nucleotide messenger RNA. It is a transcript of the gene Gapt, whose product is annotated as GRB2 binding adaptor protein, transmembrane. The record is from RefSeq and is a predicted model, not a curated record. The transcript has a single exon. Gene Ontology annotation, cellular component: membrane. NCBI's taxonomy places the organism in Eukaryota, Metazoa, Chordata, Mammalia, Rodentia, Heteromyidae. Bases 219 to 689 code for a protein of 156 amino acids.
AGAAAGCGGUUUUUCAAAUCUAAGUUUACUCAACCUCACCUACAAUUGCAAAAGAACUUUAUCAGACAAUGUUCUUCCAAAUAUGAAAAAGAGAUACUUGAAGAGCAGCUUCCAACUCAUUUUCUAGCAACAUUAAGGUACAAGGAAUUACAUCAGUUUGUGCCUGUGUGUUGAUUAGUCACAACACCAAAUUACUGAACAACGCCAUUUGUGCAGAAAUGUUGAAAGGCGGUGGAAAUACUUCGGUGGCCAUUUCUCUAGGCAUUUCCCUUGUUGUGUUCUUGGUGUUCUGUGGAAUUGGGUGUAUUUGGCACUGGAAACACCAUAAGGCCACACGAUUUACCUUACCCAGGUUUUUGCAAAGAGGAACUAGCAGAAGAAAAAACUAUACAAAAAAUCUCUUCUUGGAUUCCCACCUCAUUGGCUUAAGGUUGAAAACCUCAGACGAAACCCACGGUCACAAAUCUACUGGCAAAGGAACAAAAAUGCACAGCAACUAUGAAAAUAUGAAAGCAGGCCUUCCCAAAACUAAAGAAGAAACUGACAAGGGACUGUAUGAAAACACUCAGCUGUCCAAUGUCACAGAGCCUAUCUACAAAAACGAGAUCUCUCCCUAUUAUAAUUUCCAUAAGCCUGAAACUUCUCAAGUGUCUCCAGAGGAAGACAUAUACAUUCUUCCAGAUUCAUAAUAACUUUUCCAAAUACUGAGAUUCAUUGAGGAAACAUAUGCCCUGGGACUUUUACCGUACUGAUGUCAUUAUUGACCGAGUUCCUCUCGUGAAUCUAGUGAUCUCUCCUCUCUUCACUCCUUGGGAAUGCAAUCUGAGCAUCAUUGUAGAUUAAUUACCUGUCUUGCAUUUAAUCUGUACUAUGUUAUGUU